UUGGCUCCGACCGUGUGCGCUCUGUUGUCCCCCAGCGAGAGCAGCUCGGCCCCUAUUCACAUGUUAAUAACCCCCUAUAAAUACUAACAACAGCCACUCAGCGCCAGCAGCACGUCUCACAAGGAUUGCACAAUAAACACAGGGCGCCUCGCCUCGCCUGCGAGUUAGUCGUUUUUUUUCCCCUCCCUGAAACCGGCUCCGUUUGCCAGCUGCCCCUCGCUGACGACUCGGGAGGAAAAGCAGCAGUAGGAGAAGCCACAGAAGCGGCGAUCCAACCAACAUGGCCCCCUCGGUUCGGCCCAGCAGCACGGGACUUGAUAUGGAAGAAGAUGAGUCCGGCUACGGGAUUCAGAAAGCGGACAGAAAGACUAGGAAACCUCUGGUGGAGAAGAAAAGGCGAGCUCGCAUCAACGAGAGUUUGCAGGAGCUGCGGACUUUGCUGGCAGAUACAGACCUUCAUGCCAAGAUGGAAAACGCAGAGGUGCUGGAGAUGACGGUGAAAAAGGUGGAGGACAUACUGAAGAACCGAACCCAAGAAACAGACACACUCAACCAAGAAGCCAGUGAGAGGUUUGCGGCCGGCUACAUCCAGUGCAUGCACGAGGUCCACAUGUUUGUGUCCAACUGUCCUGGGAUAGACGCAACGGUGGCAGCGGAGCUCCUCAACCAUCUCCUGGAGUGUAUGCCCCUGAACGAGGACCACCUCCAGGACGCGCUGAUGGAUCUAAUCACUGACACUUCAGGGAGUAACAGCAGCACUUGGCACGGAGGUGGCGAGGCGCUCUGUGCCACUCUGGCUUCACCUGGAGGAAGGAGUCUAUCCAGCGGCUCGUCCUCGGCCCUCUCCCCGGCACCCUCCACCACGUCCAGCGAGGACCUGUGCUCCGACCUGGACGAGACCGACAGCGAGCACAACCAGAGCUCCACUGAGGGCUUGGAGAUCAGGGAUGCCCUAAGCAUGCCCACCAUGACCUAUAAUCGGUCUAUGUGGAGACCCUGGUAGGGGUCUAGGCUUUGGAUGGGAUGCAGUUGGGAUAUGUUGAAGGGUUUGGGGGUUUAUUUUAAGAUGUGACAUUGGGCCUCUUACCGGAAGGAAAAAUUCCACCCUACUACACAUUGAAAAUAACCACUUUUAGUGACGUACCUUUCAUUUCUGGGCUUAUCUGCUCCUGCAGAUAACUGGCCACAUGCAUGGAAUUUUUUUCUGAAUUCCCCACAUUGAUGUUCAUUAAUCCAACUUGUUUCUUUAAGACAGAGAGACAAAUCUGUCCACUGACAACAGCCUCAGUUGACCAAAAUGCAGUACAACUGCAGAUCGCGUCGCAUUUUGUGGAGGAACCUUGACCGUGGCUUUUCUCUUCAGCCCUUCCUUGGAAUUCUGGGAGAUGAGGGAAACCACUCAGUGAAGUAGAAAUAGACAGUGCAAGUUGAUGGGACAACAUUUCAUCUGGAAAACACUCCUUAAGUGCUUUGGAUAUCACCGAAAAACAUCUAACAGAGUGUUAAAGGGUGCAGUUUUCCUUUAUCUCAUUAGAGGGGCUUUUCCUCUCAAGGGCCCCUGCAGCUUGGGGCCUCCGGAAAGUAGCCUACUCUCCUUUUCCUUUUCAGUAGUGACUCCCAUGGCUGCGAGUCCUCUGUUGUGACUUUUCUUUACACCUGGAGAAAGAUGAAACCUUCCCUCUCAGCAUUCACUUAUAACCCAACAAAGGACAGAUGAGGAACACUCCAAGUUCACACUGUCAUGUGUCAGUAACUCUGUGUAUAUAGGAUUUGUAUGUGGAGAAAAGCUCUUUUAGAAACUGAGACGUUUGGCAAUGCUCCUGAUUAAUAUAAAUAUUUCUAUUGUAUUUCAUAAAGACCUGUAGUUUAUUGGACCAGUAGCCUCCUUCAGAAUGAUUA
Molecule: messenger RNA, 1899 nt
Organism: Micropterus dolomieu (smallmouth bass)
Lineage: Eukaryota; Metazoa; Chordata; Actinopteri; Centrarchiformes; Centrarchidae
Gene: her13
Product: hairy-related 13
Exons: 4
Coding region: 281-1003 (240 amino acids)
Biological process (GO): regulation of transcription by RNA polymerase II; regulation of neurogenesis; anterior/posterior pattern specification
Cellular component (GO): nucleus
Molecular function (GO): DNA-binding transcription factor activity, RNA polymerase II-specific; protein dimerization activity; RNA polymerase II cis-regulatory region sequence-specific DNA binding
Source: RefSeq, a predicted model, not a curated record